This is a messenger RNA of Hydra vulgaris (swiftwater hydra), 588 nucleotides long. RefSeq lists its product as uncharacterized. Lineage: Eukaryota; Metazoa; Cnidaria; Hydrozoa; Anthoathecata; Hydridae. Gene Ontology annotation, biological process: DNA replication. Gene Ontology annotation, cellular component: replication fork. The record is from RefSeq and is a predicted model, not a curated record.
AUGCCACCUCAUUGUUUAAAAUUAAAAAUCGGUUGUGUAAUUAUGCUACUUAGAAAUUUAGAUCUCAAAGCUGGGUUAUGCAAUGGUACUCAAAUGAAAGAUUGUGCUCUUCAAAAUAAUUAUAUUGGUGCAGAGGUUUUGACAGCUAUUUCUGGUGGUAAAUGGGUUUUUGUGCCUCGAAUUCAGUUCGCUCCAUCAGAUUCUAAUUUACCUUUUGUUCUGAAACGUCGUCAGUUUCCUAUCGAAUUGGCUUAUUCAAUGACAAUAAAAGUCAAGGUCAAACAUUCGAUAGAGUUGGGGUGUACCUCAAUACGUGCUCUUCCAACUUCUCCUUAUAAAAAAGCAACUAUUGUUAAACAACUUGCAAUUCAGUUUAACAAAAAUUUACCAGAUAUGCAACCAACACAUGGACCAAAUGCUCUUAAUGAUGAAACGAAGUUAUGCGUCAUUAGUUUUUUUGAACAAGAUGGUAUAUCCCGUCAGGCACCUGGUGUUUGUUUUAAGAACUCGGAGACAACUGCUUAUGAGGUUGUUGCAACUGCUUAUAAACACCCAAUCAGCAAAGAAUGUACAAAUAAUGCUCUUUAG